CUAAGUCCUAAUGAUUUCUUUACUUUCCCGAAAAUUAAAAACAGACUGCGUGGUCAAAGGUUCCAGUCACCAGAAGAAGCAGUUGACGCAUUCAAAAGUGCCGUUUUGGAUCUGCCAGCUAACGAGUGGAAUAAGUGCUUCGAAAAUUGGCUCGAGUGCAUGCAGAAAAUACUUCGAAAAAUAAUAAAGUCAUUUAAAACUACCCACCGUGUUGUUUUAUUUCCAUAUGCAAAACUUAAAAGACAUC
Molecule: messenger RNA, 247 nt
Organism: Acanthoscelides obtectus
Lineage: Eukaryota; Metazoa; Arthropoda; Insecta; Coleoptera; Chrysomelidae
Source: the annotation of a GenBank genome assembly